AUGGUCCAUGGAGUGUCAAGUGUGCAUCACUACAAUACAUCACCUACUGCCUCCCCUACACACUUUGGAUAUGCUUUACCACAAAAAUCUAGGUCGUCAAGCUCUGGAUUUUCUAUUCCCAAUGUUCCUGCAAAUUGUCAAUCUUCAUACAACUCUGGUGUACUUAGUCCUACAUUUGGUGUUCCUUCAGCUCCUGAUCCUAGAUAUGUGUUGAAUAAUUGUAUUGGUAAUGAUAUCCUUGCUGGAACAAUUUCCCAAACACCCCAAGUUGCCAAGAAACAAACCGUUCUCUGUGAUGUCACGAACCAAAGCAAUGGGUCUCAAAUUGGUUCACAGAGCUCUGCUUCCUUGUCAACCCUAUGUUUCAGAACUUCUUCUCCUCCUGCAAGCUAUAAUCCAAGCCAAGCAAGUAGUGCUUCAGUUUCUUUUGCAUCGUCUGCAAAACAGGAACCAAAGCUUUUUGAUGAGUUUGAUCCAUGUGGUUCUGUUUCGGGUGGUCCUUUUGGUUCUGUUUCAGCUACCCCAACUACUUCAAACAAUGCUGUGCUGGACUUACUUAGUUCCCUGUUAUUGGCCUUUGUGCCAAGUACAUCUACUACUACUAAAUCUGAAGUUGAUGGCCUUGUAAGUACUCCUUCAGUGACUACAUUUAUAGCAACUUCUCCAAAUACUACUAUGUUGAACUGUAAGCAAGCUUCCCGACCUAUAGAUGGAGCUAUGGCGAUCACUUCCCCUCAUUCCUCCGGGUUGACACAAGUAUUUUAG
Molecule: messenger RNA, 765 nt
Organism: Rosa rugosa (rugosa rose)
Lineage: Eukaryota; Viridiplantae; Streptophyta; Magnoliopsida; Rosales; Rosaceae
Exons: 1
Coding region: 1-765 (254 amino acids)
Source: RefSeq, a predicted model, not a curated record